Messenger RNA from Coffea arabica (coffee), 342 nucleotides. Lineage: Eukaryota; Viridiplantae; Streptophyta; Magnoliopsida; Gentianales; Rubiaceae. The record is from RefSeq and is a predicted model, not a curated record.
AUGGCUGACGGGAAAAUGGGGGAACAAGGAAGGGGGGUGGCGGGAAACGGGAAACGGGAAGGGAAACAAAGGAGGGGGAAACGGGAGGGGGGUGGCGGGCAGGAGGGUGGCAUGCAGAAUGGGAGGUGGAAGGGGCAGGGAAGAUGGCGGGGCAGCGGGGGAAGGGGGAAGGGGCACAGGGGAAGGGGAAGAGGGCUGCGGGAAGGAGGGGGUGGCGGAGCAGAGGAUUGGCAUGCAAGGGGGAGGGGAAAGGGGCAACAGCGGGAUGGCGCGGCAGCAGGGGAAAGGGAGUGGCGCGGCAGCGGGGAAGGGCUAGCGGGGGAGGGGGUGGCGGGAACAUAG